AUGUUGACUUUUAGAGACUUUUUUUUUACCUUUUUUGAGGAGUUGGCAUGGAAACCGUUGAACAUACCACACCUCAUCGCACCACACCUCACGAAGCGACGCCGCGCCGGCUGCAUCUACUACUGGAAGGUGGCGCUACUGUCGCAUGGCGCAGCCGGCGGCGGGGGGCGGCGGGCGGAGUUAGCGCGGUGGGUGAGAGCGCGAUUCACCAAGGGACAUGUGCCAUCUCACCUCCAGCAAGAAAACGUGGCGACAUUGAGCCUGUACUCGGUGGACGUCGAACAAAUGCAGGCGGCGAUUGGAGUUUGCGUCACAGCUGUCGAUGUCGACGGUGACGACCCCGGUGACCUCGCUGGCAGCAGACGACUUCUCGGGACAAGUGGCGUCCUCUAUAGUCUGUGUCCACCGCGCAACGAUGAGGUCAUAGAGGAAUUUUGGCACGAUGCCAGAGCGAAACUUCGCUUGCUCCUGGAAAGCAAACCUUGCAAGCCACGCGUCCCCCUGGUGGUGAUGCUGCUCGACUGGCCGCUGGUGGAUGGACGCGUUCCCACCGAGGACGUUGAGGAGGGACUGCGGUUGCCCGGGGCAACGGGCAACGCGACGACGUGCGCACACCACGUCUUUAACGUUGCCGGCGACGUGCAGCAGCCGGUUGCCACGGAUACGAUGGAGACAGCUGUGUCGUGGUUGUCAGCGCAUGCGCCCUCUAUACCCGACCUCGAGCGACGACCGCUCGCUGAGUUCGUUGAGGAAGGUCUCUCGCGACAUUUCUACCAGCCGGUCUACGAGAACCUAGCAGAGCGCAGGCAGGCCGGUCUGUUACAGCAGGUGUGUGUGAAGCAACUCCCACGCUACACGGAAACUACGCGGAUACGCGACUACGCGGAUAAUAUAGAUAGAUAA
Messenger RNA from Priapulus caudatus, 903 nucleotides. Its product is annotated as germinal-center associated nuclear protein-like. Lineage: Eukaryota; Metazoa; Priapulida; Priapulimorpha; Priapulimorphida; Priapulidae. The record is from RefSeq and is a predicted model, not a curated record. The transcript is spliced from 5 exons. Bases 1 to 903 code for a protein of 300 amino acids.